Perca flavescens (yellow perch) is the source of this 2175-nucleotide messenger RNA. RefSeq names its product extensin-like. The transcript is spliced from 9 exons. Lineage: Eukaryota; Metazoa; Chordata; Actinopteri; Perciformes; Percidae. The coding region runs from base 1 to 2175 and encodes 724 amino acids. The record is from RefSeq and is a predicted model, not a curated record.
AUGUAUUUACUGUCCUCGUGUUACGGCCUCAACAGCUCUCUCAGCCUGCGUGUGAUUGGUCGAGGCCCGCUGGUCUCCUCUCCCCCUACCAACCCUCACGAUCCCUCAGAUCCCCCUCAGCAAACCCUCACGAUCCCUCAGAUCCCCCUCAGCUGGUCUCCUCUCCCCCUACCAACCCUCACGGUGCCUCAGAUCCCCUCAGCUGGUCUCCUCUCCCCCUACCAACCCUCACGGUGCCUCAGAUCCCCCUCAGCUGGUCUCCUCUCCCCCUACCAACCCUCACGAUCCCUCAGAUCCCCCUCAGCAAACCCUCACGAUCCCUCAGAUCCCCCUCAGCUGGUCUCCUCUCCCCCUACCAACCCUCACGGUGCCUCAGAUCCCCCUCAGCUGGUCUCCUCUCCCCCUACCAACCCUCACGGUGCCUCAGAUCCCCCUCAGCUGGUCUCCUCUCCCCCUACCAACCCUCACGAUCCCUCAGAUCCCCCUCAGCUGGUCUCCUCUCCCCUACCAACCCUCACGAUCCCUCAGAUCCCCUCAGCUGGUCUCCUCUCCCCCCCCAACCCUCACGAUCCCUCGGAUCCACCUCAGCUGGUCUCCUCUCCCCUACCAACCCUCACGAUCCCUCGGAUCCACCUCAGCUGGUCUCCUCUCCCCCUACCAACCCUCACGAUCCCUCAGAUCCCCCUCAGCAAACCCUCACGAUCCCUCAGAUCCCCCUCAGCUGAUCCCCCUCAGCUGGUCUCCUCUCCCCCUACCAACCCUCACGAUCCCUCAGAUCCCCCUCAGCUGGUCUCCUCUCCCCCUCCCAACCCUCACGAUCCCUCAGAUCCCCCUCAGCUGGUCUCCUCUCCCCCUCCCAACCCUCACGAUCCCUCGGAUCCACCUCAGCUGGUCUCCUCUCCCCCUACCAACCCUCACGAUCCCUCGGAUCCCCCUCAGCUGCUGGUCUCCUCUCCCCCUACCAACCCUCACGAUCCCUCGGAUCCCCCUCAGCUGGUCUCCUCUCCCCCUACCAACCCUCACGGUGCCUCAGAUCCCCCUCAGCUGGUCUCCUCUCCCCCUCCCAACCCUCACGAUCCCUCAGAUCCACCUCAGCUGCUGGUCUCCUCUCCCCCUCCCAACCCUCACGAUCCCUCAGAUCCACCUCAGCUGGUCUCCUCUCCCCCUCCCAACCCUCACGGUGCCUCAGAUCCCCCUCAGCUGAUCCCCCUCAGCUGGUCUCCUCUCCCCCUACCAACCCUCACGAUCCCUCAGAUCCCCCCUCAGCUGGUCUCCUCUCCCCCUCCCAACCCUCACGAUCCCUCAGAUCCACCUCAGCUGAUCCCCCCUCAGCUGGUCUCCUCUCCCCUACCAACCCUCACGAUCCCUCGGAUCCCCCCUCAGCUGGUCUCCUCUCCCCCUCCCAACCCUCACGGUGCCUCAGAUCCCCCUCAGCUGGUCUCCUCUCCCCCUCCCAACCCUCACGAUCCCUCAGAUCCACCUCAGCUGAUCCCCUCAGCUGGUCUCCUCUCCCCUCCCAACCCUCACGAUCCCUCGGAUCCACCUCAGCUGGUCUCCUCUCCCCCUACCAACCCUCACGAUCCCUCGGAUCCACCUCAGCUGGUCUCCUCUCCCCCUACCAACCCUCACUGUGCCUCAGAUCCCCCUCAGCUGGUCUCCUCUCCCCCUACCAACCCUCACGAUCCCUCGGAUCCCCCUCAGCUGGUCUCCUCUCCCCCUACCAACCCUCACGGUGCCUCGGAUCCCCCUCAGCUGGUCUCCUCUCCCCCUCCCAACCCUCACGAUCCCUCGGAUCCACCUCAGCUGGUCUCCUCUCCCCCUCCCAACCCUCACGAUCCCUCGGAUCCACCUCAGCUGGUCUCCUCUCCCCCUCCCAACCCUCACGGUGCCUCAAAUCCCCCUCAGCUGGUCUCCUCUCCCCUACCAACCCUCACGGUGCCUCAGAUCCCCCUCAGCUGGUCUCCUCUCCCCUACCAACCCUCACGAUCCCCCUCAGCUGGUCUCCUCUCCCCUACCAACCCUCACGGUGCCUCAGAUCCCCCUCAGCUGGUCUCCUCUCCCCCUACCAACCCCUUACGGUGCCUCAGAUCCCCCUCAGCUGGUCUCCUCUCCCCCUACCAACCCCUUACGAUGCCUCAGAUCCCCCUCAGCUGGUCUCCUCUCCUCUCUGCAUAG